AUACUCCAGAGUAGUUGGUUUGUAGCUUCCAAAGUGGACAGAAUCCGUCAGGCAAUUCUAUAUAGUCACUAAUGAUCAGUACGCUCUGGUCGAUCCAUCGCGUAAGAUCGAAGUAGCCUAUCGUUCCCUCUUCAUAGGGUUGAUGGGAGUUGAAGAAGGGUGAAGAGGACUGACUAAUUUCGAUCGAUUAGAGCAGUUUUUCUUAAGUUAAAUCGUCAGGAAGUAAACGAAAGAUACUGAAUCCGCGGUGAAUGCAUUCCCAGAAACGCAUCUAAAUGCAACCCAAUUGGACAAAACGGAAGUGAUAGUCGUGAAAAUUUAUUUUUUAUUUUCCAUAAUAAAAUUGUGAUAUUGCGUUAUCUGCUCGCUUAAUAUUCUAAAGGAAGCAAAAUAAAACCUAGCCGUGUGGGGCUGGGGUUAAAACGCUAAAAUGAACCCACUUUUAAAGCGGCUUAUUGCAGCCGCUUCCUUAAUAGGUCUGUUAUAUGGAGCAAAUGCGCAAUUCUGGAAUGAUGCACGAAGCAGCGGCGGCGUUGGCAUGUUCAGCGACAGUGAAACAUAUGGACGAUAUAGACAACCGAGUCCUCCCAAUAUCGACCCAAGUUAUGAAAUACUAGACACGGCAACCAAUCAGCGACUCGGUGGUCCACCUAAAAAUUGCACAGGAUCUGGAUGCUGCAUACCGAAAUGUUUUGCAGAAAAAGGUAAUCGCGGCCUUCCCGGUGUCCCAGGUUUAACUGGUCCGAAGGGCAUUCAGGGAUUUGCGGGUGCUGAAGGAUUACCAGGCCCCAAAGGACAGAAGGGUGACCCAGGUCCAACAGGACCUCGAGGACCGAAAGGCGAUCGCGGAAGAAGUGGCAUUCCUGGUUUUCCAGGAGUAGCUGGACGCCCGGGCUUGCCAGGAGCGGCAGGAGCUCCAGGUUUUCCCGGUGUCGACGGGUGUAACGGUACCGACGGUUUGCCUGGUGUACCCGGUAUCCCAGGAGUUCCAGGCCCGCGAGGUUUUCCAGGAGGAAUGGGUUCAAAAGGAGAAAAAGGUGAACCAGCUCGAGAUGCUGAAUCAUACUUGAAAGGAGAAAAAGGUGAACCAGGCUUUGAGGGACGACCAGGUUUACCAGGACGCGAUGGGCCUAUGGGGCCGCGUGGUGUCUCUGGCGAUAUGGGUCCAACCGGCCCACAAGGUGAAAAGGGUGACAAAGGUGCGAAAGGUAUGAGAGGUAUAUCGUGUUCUACUGUCCCGAAAAAUGGACAAAAAGGCGAUAAGGGAGAUAAAGGCGAAGUAGUGUAUAGAGGCGAGGAAGCUAGGGGGACAAACUCAACGCAUUAUUUCGUUGAAGGUCCGGCAGGACCAAUAGGCCCCAAAGGCGAAAAGGGUGAAGUCGGACGCCCUGGUCAAGAUGGAUAUGCUGGGCCAAUUGGACCUAAGGGCGAAAAAGGAUUAGUAGGACCCGCUGGUGAAAGAGGUCGCGAUGGACCAUUCGGCAAUCCUGGUCCAGCAGGUCAAAAGGGAGAUCGUGGUGAAAUUGGCCUUAAAGGAUUGGAUGGACGUGAUGGACAAAAAGGUGAACCAGGUCGUCCUGGUUCCCCAGGAUCUCCAGGUUUGUUAGGUCCACCAGGACCACCAGGAGGUGGACGUGGUACUCCCGGACCGCCAGGCGAAAAAGGUCCACGCGGCUUCCGUGGACCACCGGGACCAAAAGGCUUAGAUGGAUACCCAGGCGAACCAGGGCAGCGUGGUCCUACUGGACCAAAAGGCGGGCCUGGAAUUCCAGGCAGGCCUGGUCCCGAAGGUGUCGCAGGCGAAAAAGGCGAUAAAGGUGAACCCGGGCCAUUUGGUCAGCCGGGAGCAACAGGCCCAAGAGGUUAUCCAGGUGCCCCUGGAAAGGACGGCCAACAAGGAGAGCCAGGUGCGCCAGGUAUUGGCGUAAUGGGACCGAAGGGAGACGACGGGAUCCCAGGAUAUCCGGGUACGAAAGGACAGAAAGGUGAAAGAGGUUAUCCGGGUCAAACAGGUACCCCAGGAGAUUCCAUAGAUGGCAAACCAGGUUUGCCAGGUCUACCAGGUCGUCCCGGAGAUCAAGGUGAAAAGGGUAGAGCUGGGUUCCCAGGCGGGAAAGGAGAACCAGGUGAUAAAGGUGAUCGGGGUGGAACUUGCAUGGAUUGCGCACAAGGACGUAAAGGAGAUAAAGGUGAACGCGGUUUGGAUGGUGUUCCUGGGCAAAUGGGCAUUCGAGGGCCGCCAGGCGAACGUGGCUAUCCCGGAGAAAGAGGUGCUGAUGGUAAUCCGGGCCCAAUGGGUCCUAUAGGAGCACCUGGCAAGGAUGGUAUUCCUGGUCCUCCUGGUCCAGAAGGUGAACGUGGUAAAGACGCUAUUUAUAACUUAAACUUGCUAAAGCCUGAGAAAGGUGCGCCAGGUGUGCCGGGUAUACCUGGCGCAGUGGGCUCGAAGGGUGACAGAGGCGUUCCGGGUACUCCCGGAUUUCCAGGGCCGAAAGGAAAUACUGGUCCGCAGGGCGAACGCGGAUACCCAGGCACUCCUGGAUUGGAUGGUGAACCAGGCCCACCGGGAAGGGAUGGAAUCGAUGGAAGACCGGGUGAAAGCAUCAAGGGAGACGCUGGUCGACCAGGUCUAGACGGACCCAUGGGUGAAAAGGGUGAUACUGGCAUUGCAGGACAAAAGGGUGAUCCUGGUAACUGUGCCAUGGACGAAUCAAAAAUUCCACCAAAGGGAAGCAAAGGUGACAAGGGUGACACAGGUCCAACAGGCUAUAUGGGUGCAAUGGGACCAAAAGGAGAUCAAGGGCCUUAUGGGCUAAAGGGCGAAAUGGGCAUGCCUGGAGCACCAGGCCCUGUGGGUCCAAGAGGCUUAACAGGCCCCCGUGGAGAAAAAGGAAAUCAAGGGCCAUUCGGACUCCCAGGAACUCCAGGUAAAGAUGGUGUUAGAGGAAUUCCAGGCCGUCCAGGUGAUAAGGGUAACAAGGGUGACCCCGGACCAGCUAUGCCCGGUCCACCGGGUCCACGAGGUUUGGAAGGUCUGGCAGGUUUGAAGGGUGAUAGAGGUGAAGCAGGUAGUCCAGGCAUUGAUGGAUUGCAAGGACCGCCGGGUUAUACUGGUGAAAAGGGUGACACAGGUGAUUCAGGUUUGCCAGGUUAUCCUGGUGCGGUAGGUCCGAAGGGAGAUAGAGGUCCAAAAGGCCCACAAGGCAUUGCUGGCCCGCCAGGCAGACCGGGACUCGAUGGAGUAAGAGGAAAUCCAGGUCUAAAGGGUGAACCUGGCGCACCAGGAAUGGUUGGAAUGCCUGGGCCUAAAGGUGAUCGAGGCGAGUUCGGCAUAGAUGGUCCAAAAGGUUACAAGGGAAGCAAGGGUAAUCAAGGUUUCCGUGGAUUACCAGGUGCUGCAGGUAUUCCUGGACAAAAGGGAGACAAAGGCGAACGUGGUAUGACCGGAGUGAAUGGCAUGCCUGGACCACCAGGCCUUCCGGGUCCGAUGGGUCCUCUAGGUCUAAAAGGUGAUAUGGGUCCAAUUGGUUUAAAUGGAAUUGACGGUCGACCAGGUAUAGAUGGUGAAAAAGGUGACAGGGGUUUCCCAGGUGUACCCGGUCCAAAAGGUGAAGCUGGAGAGGCUGCAGAAAAGGGUCAGAAAGGCGAGCCAGGUUCACCAGGUCUGCGAGGUAUUGACGGUCGAGAUGGAUUAGAUGGAGUACCAGGACAAAAGGGUGACACCGGCCUGGCUGGCUACGGCCGCCCUGGAUUGCGUGGAGAAAAAGGUGAACCGGGACUUAGUGGUCGUGAUGGACUACCUGGACAACAAGGACAAAAAGGAGAUCGAGGCUUCCCUGGUCUACGGGGAUCAAAAGGAGAAAAGGGCUUAGCUGGAAGACCAGGGGUUAUUGGUACUCCAGGAAUGGAUGGUUUCCCGGGUGAAAAAGGUGACCAGGGACCGCGGGGAUUUGUUGGCCUAAUAGGAGAAAAGGGAGAACGUGGCCUCGUUGGAUUGGAAGGAGCUAAGGGCGAUAAAGGUGAUGCUGGGCGUCCAGGGCUACCAGGCAUGCAAGGUGAAAAGGGUGAUCAAGGCUUCCCUGGAACUCCAGGUCUUGAUGCACAACCUUUAACGAUUAUUGGUGAGAAGGGUGAACCAGGAGAAUUUGGUUUAGCUGGCUUGCAAGGAGCACCAGGCCCAGAAGGACCACGUGGUGCCUCCGGUUUAGAUGGACAAAAGGGUGAACGUGGCAUUCAAGGACCAGUAGGUUUGCCAGGAAUGGAAGGUUUGCCGGGCCCUAAAGGAGAUCGUGGAUUCCCAGGUGAAAUUGGCGCACCAGGUCCAGUAGUAAAAGGUGAAAAGGGUCUUCCGGGACGUCCGGGUAAAAAUGGACGUGAUGGACCACCAGGUCCAGUGGGACAAAAAGGUGAAAAAGGUCUUCCAGGUCUGCACGGUAAAAUGGGUCUCGUAGGGUUGCCAGGUCCCCAAGGGGCUCCAGGAGAGAAGGGUGAUCGUGGUGCCCCAGGUUUACCAGGUAACGAUGGCCGUGACGGCAUUCAGGGUCACAUAGGAAUUAAGGGUGAAAUAGGCUUACCUGGUGAAAAAGGAGAACAAGGUUUACCAGGCUUCCCUGGCGAUAAAGGUGACAAAGGUAUGUCAGGCCCUCCAGGAGCGCCGGGUUUGAAUGGCUUCCAAGGAAUCAAAGGUGAUAGAGGAGCUCCAGGAUUGGAUGGCAUGCCUGGACCCCAAGGACCACAAGGUGAACGCGGAUUCCCCGGCUUGAAAGGACGCGAUGGGCGCGACGGGCUACCUGGAGAAAAGGGAGAUAAGGGAGAAGCAGGUCUAAUUUCACCACCAGGACCUGAUGGUCAGCCAGGAAUUCCGGGUCGCGAUGGUGAGAAAGGCGACCGUGGCCUUCCUGGUCCACCUGGCCCUAUCGGCUUACAAGGCGAACGAGGUGAGAAGGGUGAGAUUGGUUUACGGGGUCUUGAAGGUCCACGCGGACCGCCAGGUCUUCGGGGUGAAAUUGGUCUUACUGGUGCACCAGGUCGCGAUGGACAACCUGGUCCCCAGGGUGCUAAGGGUGAUGCUGGCCUCCCUUGCUCACCUGCACCAGAUUAUUUGACCGGUCUUCUACUGGUCAGGCACAGUCAGUCGGAAGACAUUCCCCGCUGCGAAGCCGGUCAUAUCAAAUUAUGGGAAGGAUAUUCUCUGCUUUAUGUUGAUGGCAAUGAUUAUCCAUCUAAUCAAGACUUAGGAUCAGCAGGCUCAUGUGUUCGCCAUUUCUCGACGCUUCCCGUCCUUGUAUGCGGACAGAACAACGUCUGUAAUUAUGCCUCCCGAAAUGAUCGUACUUUCUGGCUUUCAACGUCGGCUCCUAUUCCAAUGAUGCCCGUUGAAAACUAUGAUAUGAAGAAGUAUAUCUCACGCUGUGUAGUAUGCGAGGUACCAUCAAAUGUAAUCGCUGUUCACAGUCAAUCUCUAGCUAUUCCAAACUGCCCGGCCGGAUGGGAAGGCCUCUGGAUAGGAUACAGUUUCAUGAUGCACACGGCUGUAGGAAACGGUGGUGGUGGUCAGGCUCUAUCCGGACCCGGCUCAUGCUUAGAGGACUUCCGUGCAACUCCAUUUAUUGAGUGCAACGGUGAUAAGGGUCACUGCCAUUUCUAUGAAACCCAAACCAGUUUCUGGCUGGUAACUGUCGACGAAGCUGAUCAGUUCGUAAGGCCUCAGCCACAAACACUUAAAGCGGGUAACUUACUGUCCAGAGUGUCACGAUGCCAAGUUUGUAUAAAGAAUUCAGUAUAACGUCGAAAUUAAACCUUUAUCUCUUUUACCGCUCUUCCUCACGUAAUUUCCAAUAAGAAUAAGAAAUCCUUCCUAGUUUUAUAUAAAAAAGUUUCUAAUUGUUCUGUUAUUGCUGCAAAUAACUACAAAGCAGGAAUGAUUGUAAAAUAUUAUUCCUAAGCCACUCAACAAAUUUCAUAAAUACGAAAAUAACUUUUAUCGCUUAACAAUUCCUUUGAAACCUAAAAGCGUUUUUUCUACCCGAUAAGGCAUGGCGUGGAGCUCAGAGCCUCCUUUGCCCGUAAAUCAUAAGCUACAAUAAUAUUGUUAUGGAAAAGAUACUGAAUACAAGUCAAGCCAAAAAUUAUUUGUUUAAUCGGGGAAAGGUUCGAUUUAAGAACUCAAACAGCAAAGCUGCCUAGAGAAUAUUUGGAUUUGCCUAGUAAAUCGAAUUUUCCAUUCUAUGUUUAGUUUUUGUAUAGAAGAGGAUGAAAACCCGCAAUAUUAUCUCUUGUAAAUUUUAUUUUGUGUUCUCAUGUUAAUUUUUUUAUGUAAUUAAUGUUAUUUUUAAUUACCUUACUGCCAUAGAAAUGCAAAAUGUUCAUAGAAAAUAUUAACUUUUUCUCUGCCAAGUUUAUUCUGAAUAAAAUUAAUAAAAAAAA
Molecule: messenger RNA, 6426 nt
Organism: Hermetia illucens (black soldier fly)
Lineage: Eukaryota; Metazoa; Arthropoda; Insecta; Diptera; Stratiomyidae
Gene: Col4a1
Product: collagen alpha-1(IV) chain
Exons: 7
Coding region: 431-5785 (1784 amino acids)
Cellular component (GO): collagen trimer
Molecular function (GO): extracellular matrix structural constituent
Source: RefSeq, a predicted model, not a curated record